GCUGUUUUUAAAGCUAUUUUGGACCAGACCAUCAGCAGCUUUUUUCCAUAUUGAUUAGUUAUGUCGCUUUUGUUGUUUACUCGCCACAUUUUUUUUGCCCAGGCCAGUUAAUUGUGUUAAUUCCCGGUGCGCGGGAAAAAAGAAAAGUGGCGAAUUAAAUCAUCGAAGGACUUCCGCUAGAGAGUAACCACAAACCGGAUCCCAAAGUCGAGUCGCGAGCGAGCGCACAAAUCCCCCGAUGUCCGCGGGUGUGGGUGGCGGAGGGAGCAUUACCACCGAGCACCACAGUCGCCUAUACUUCCUCAACUCGCCGACGGCGCCGCUCACCGCCCGCGAUCCGUUCUUCAUUAAGCCGGAGUAUCUUAGCUAUGAGAGUCCCAUGCACCAUGCCCUCUAUCCGGGCAAUCGGGGGCUCCUAGAGUACAAUAACUACACGACUUCGGCGGCCGCAGCGGCAGCCGUUGCCUCAUCCGUAGCCACCUCCGUAUCCGGUUCUGGAUCAGGGUCAGGAUCUGGAGCCGCAGCCAGUGCGUCAGCAAGCGCAGCAAAUAGUGGUAGUGCGGCUGGAACAGCGGUUCUGAGCCUGGAGAACAAUUUCACCCAGCAAGGCAAUCCCCACCAGCAACAGCAGCAGCAGCAACAGCAGGGGAAUUCCCACCAGGAGGUCCUCCAGCAACAGCAUCCCCUGCAUCAUCACUUGUCCGCAGGCGUUGUGGUCGAGGCCAGCCAACUUGGUGGCGUUCCGGGCCUUGCCAAUCUCGGUGUACCACAUCUUAGCGCUCAGCAAUCAGUCACACAGCAAGGUCAAUCUUCGAGAGCGCAAAAGGCAGCUCGUCGGCGGAGCAACGAAUCGAUUGAGGCCAGGGAAAGGCGGCUGGAGAGGAACGCUGCCCGGAUGCGUGAUAAACGGGCUAAGGAAUCGGAGGCCGAGUAUCGGGUGCGUUUGGCUAAGAACGCGGAGGCGAAUCGAGUGCGUCGCCAGAACGAAACGGAAGUACAAAGAACCCUAAGACUGAUGAAGAAUGCAGCGAGGCAGCGCCUGCGACGCGCCUCGGAGACCGUCGAGGAGCGCAAAAAGCGGCUGGCCAAAGCCGCCGAAAGAAUGCGGGUGGCAAGGGCCAGUGCGCCCAAGGUCAUCAAGCCACCGCUGGCCGACAGGCUCAAGGGUUACUAAAAGAAUUGGUAAGAAUCGUAUAACCCGGAAUAAUGGCGAAAACCUUUUGGAGCUGGCUCUCCGGCAAAGCAGAAAGGCAGGCGGAGCAGCCGAAAAAUGCUGGCUAGGAUCAACUUUCGGCUGAAAAAUUGGCCAAGAUCGGCCGAGGAACAUACACACAUCCAUAAAUAAUAUAUAUUGUAUACAGCGUAUAACAAAAAUGAUUAGGAAACCAGGAGGAUAACGAUAAUUAACAGAUGAAUGGGGCAGCAGGCACUCUAGGAUUAAAACCAGGCAAUUUUUUUUUUAAGUUAACAACAAGAUGAAGUAACGUAAAGUAAUCAUAAAGUAAAGUAUUUUUAUAAUGCAUGCAUUAUAUUCGUACGGUAUGUAUACACACAGGACACAAAAACCACACACAUGUACUAGCAUAGUCAUAGCACACACAUAGAGCCCCCCAAAAAAGGCAGUAAUACCCACACCCCAGGAAAAAGGGAAGCUUACAGCGCCAGGGUGCCUCACUGUAAAUAAAAAUCGCAAACGACUGAGGUACAUCUCACAACAUUAAUCCAAAAUAAAAAAGAAAUUCGCGAUUGGACGAGGCAACAAGUGCCUUUCCAGCAAAUCCUCGGGCAAACCUUGCUAUAAUAUCCAAAAAUAAUAUUUUUUCAAAACAACUGAGGCACCCUGGCGACAAUCAACCCCCAUAUGUGUGUGUAGUUGGUAAAAGCAUGUAACCCAAAACGGACAACGCCACUCACAUAAGGAUACACACACUUGGCAGCCCCCAUAUAUACAUAUAUAUAUAUUUGGAGCAUACACACAUGAUCCGUUGCCAGGCACAUAACGCAAUAUUUGUUAUAGCACGCAAUCCUUCUCCCUUUCACCACCCACUUCCCUUAGUCCCUAGUUCCUAGUACCUAUCCUUAGCCCUAUCCUUAUCCCUCUCCCACGCCCAUGUCCUUAGACGGAUUCGAAACAGUUCCGCUCGGACCACAUUAUAUAUAUAUAAAUAUAUAUUAUGCUAAUUAUUAUUAAUAAAGAUUAACCAUUAAGUUCUAGUCGAAA
Molecule: messenger RNA, 2221 nt
Organism: Drosophila eugracilis
Lineage: Eukaryota; Metazoa; Arthropoda; Insecta; Diptera; Drosophilidae
Product: PAN2-PAN3 deadenylation complex subunit PAN3
Exons: 1
Coding region: 239-1174 (311 amino acids)
Source: RefSeq, a predicted model, not a curated record